AUAGAUGCAGAAGCUUUCAGUACUUGGUGGGAGAUAAUUGUAGAAGAUGAAACAAAGAAAGCAGACAACCCAGUUUGCCUGGCAGGCCUAGAUAUUUCCUCUCCAGGAAUGAGUGGCCACAAGCAGGGCCAUGGCUCCUCAGAACAUGAGCUUCGAGAGAUAUUUAAGGACAUUAGCAGCAGUAGUGAAGAGGAAGAUGAGAGGGAUUCUCAUGAUGAUGAAGAUAUAAACAUCAUUGACACUGAGGAAGACCUAGAGAGGCAGCUACAAGACAAGCUUGAUGAAUCCAGUGAACAGUGCCAAGAAGAUGAGCAAACAAAUCAGAUGGUUAUGGGAAUUCAGAAGCAGAUUGAUAUAAUGAAAGGGAAACUCCAGGAGACCCAAGGGAGAGUAAAACGACAGGAAGACCUCAUUAUCAAAGUAGAAAAUAUGGCCCUCAAGAUUCGUCUUCAGGCUAUGCUGGAUGAGUUCAAACAGCAGGAAGAACAAGAGAAGCAACAGCUCAGUUCCUUGGUGGAACAACUAGAAUCACUCCUGGAAAAAUAA
Monodelphis domestica (gray short-tailed opossum) is the source of this 546-nucleotide messenger RNA. RefSeq names its product transcription initiation factor TFIID subunit 7-like. Lineage: Eukaryota; Metazoa; Chordata; Mammalia; Didelphimorphia; Didelphidae. The record is from RefSeq and is a predicted model, not a curated record.